AAUAGGUAGGGUGACACAGCGUGUCUUUACCUAGGUGUGAUCCGAUGACCUAAGGAUGGCCAAUCCUGCCAGCACUUAUAUCAUAUGCAGCGUAGUUUCGAAUUGGCUCCAAAUAUGCAAGAUCGUUUCCCUGCUUUUUCUUGGUCUGGCAUUCACACCACUUCGUAACCCUUGAGAAUUCAUAUAUUUGGCGAAGACUCCAACCAUUAUAUUGAAUCUAGAACAUUAGAAGGUCCACUCAGGCUUUCAAGCUCGGUUUGAAAUCUUACAAGAUCUCGUCCGGACCAGUCGCGAGAAUGCCGCCGGCCUCUGGGUUACAUAGCAAUUUCGAUAAGGCAUCGAUAUGAAUCCACACAGUAUGGAUGUACUAAGCGUCAUCACCGGGACGGCACAGCUCAUACAGUUGGCCGGGUCUCUGGCGAAGGCUCUGAGUCGUUUCAUCGUGAGGACUAAAUAUAUCCGUGACACUAUCGGGGAGGUACACGAUGAGAUAUCUGAGCUGCAAAUAGCUGUAAGCGAAAUAAAAAAGAUACUUGAGAAGCGACCAAAACAGCUACCCUUCGAACGUGAUCAUCACGCAAAAAUCCAUCGAAUCAUCCAGUCAUGUCACGCCUCAUUAGAGACGCUCGCCCGCGAGGUUCCGGAGCUCAAAGACAACACAGGAACACUCGAGCGAAUGCGACGAACCAUCGAACAUUCUCUAAAACAAGAGCGUAUCAAGGAUUUAAUCCAGCAUAUUAGCUCGUAUAAAGCCGUCCUGCAACUGAGCCUGACGACACUCUCGUUAGGUGCGAUAUGGGAUACGACAAGAUCGCAGAAGCAGAUCGAAAACGAGAUUCGAAAACUGACCGAUGCUAUACGGAUGUCCCCUCACCUCUCUUUAGGCCGCACGAAGAAAAGGGCUACGCCAUCAAUACAUAUACAUAACGCCGAGUCCGAAGCCGAAGAGGUGGUCCCGGAGGAGAGCGCAUUAGAAAAAGAAAUCCGGGACUGGCGUAUAACAGCCAACGACGUAGCGACGGCAGUGUCCCUUAAUGAUUUCGACGGCGCUUCCGUUGACUCACGCUCUAUCCCUCCGAACUCAUCCGUGAGUGUUGAGACGUUACCAUUGUAUGAAGAAGACACCUAUGACCCAGAGCCAGAUCAUAAGGACGUACCGAAUAGCAAAAUUCUCAGAUGCCAGCUGGAUGCCAACCAAGAAAUCGUACAAUAUCUAAGAAAAUGCGGUAUCUUCGUCAAGGCUGCUUCAUAUCAGCAAUCAGGAAUCAAACUCAUGGAGCAGUUGCUGAGAAUAGAUACACCACCUGAAAUAAAUUACGAUGUUUCAGCUAGGGUCGACUUUAAACACGCCUCGACCGAAAAUCUCAUUGAUAUGAAGGAGGAGCUGGCAGAUAUUUUUUUACAAUCUGAAACCGUCGAGACCGACCUUGAGGCCAAAACUGUCUUGAAGAGCUUGCUUGAUGAUGAAGUCAAGCGCAAGGCAGACCAAAUCGACGAGGGUCGCCGAAGUAGGUUGUAUCAUAAGUUGGGCAAGCUCUACUUCAAGCAAAACAACAUCAUACAAGCGGAAAAAUUCCUUAAACGUGCCCUCGAGGGUCGGCAACGAAUAGAACCAGAACCAUGUGAACUUGUUGAGGAGUCGGCGGAACUACUAGUCCAGGUUCUGCAGGAGAAACAGGCACUCGACGAGGCGCGUGGACUUCGUGAGUGGGUGAGGCGAGAGUUGCAUGCAGAUGCUACGCUCCCUUCGCCAUCAAUCGCGUCGCAUAUGACGCAGGACAAUGCUAGCAGUAUUGACCUAACCUGCGCCUAUCAGUGGUGCAAGGAGCAAGGCAGUAAGUGCAAUCCAAAAUUUAAUUGAUACUGGACUCUAGGAAACGGGUGUCCGUCGCACCAUUAGUUCCGUGAUAAAACCCAUACUAGAAAUCACACAGGUAGCAAUCACUAACCUU
Messenger RNA from Annulohypoxylon truncatum, 1952 nucleotides. RefSeq lists its product as uncharacterized. Bases 344 to 1861 code for a protein of 505 amino acids. The transcript has a single exon. Lineage: Eukaryota; Fungi; Ascomycota; Sordariomycetes; Xylariales; Hypoxylaceae. Gene Ontology annotation, molecular function: protein binding. The record is from RefSeq and is a predicted model, not a curated record.